This is a messenger RNA of Bombus huntii, 1842 nucleotides long. It is a transcript of the gene sage, whose product is annotated as achaete-scute complex protein T8. Gene Ontology annotation, biological process: regulation of transcription by RNA polymerase II; mesoderm formation. The coding region runs from base 210 to 1052 and encodes 280 amino acids. The transcript has 4 exons. The record is from RefSeq and is a predicted model, not a curated record. Gene Ontology annotation, molecular function: DNA-binding transcription factor activity, RNA polymerase II-specific; RNA polymerase II cis-regulatory region sequence-specific DNA binding; protein dimerization activity. Lineage: Eukaryota; Metazoa; Arthropoda; Insecta; Hymenoptera; Apidae. Gene Ontology annotation, cellular component: nucleus.
AAAUGGAUAAAAUUAACAUUAAUAACGACUGUCUGUGACCGAUCCACAUCUUAUCCAACGACAAACGAGUUGGACAGUCGCGUGUGAUAUAUGCCUUAGGAAAGUUUCUCGAAGAAGGUAGAUCGACAGUACCUUUGGAACUUUCUUGUCCAAAUUGUCCCAGGAGCGAUCAGCCGGUAUCUCUAUUGAUAACAGUUUGAUUUUUCGGCAUGGACUCGGAGGAAUACGGCAACGAAUUGUCGAGAAACGAGUCAGAAAAUGAUAGCACUAAUGAAGAAUGCGCUCAUUCGCCUAUAUUGUUGGAUCUAGAUAAAAAUUCUAAGCAACAGCAAGAAAUUUUAAGUCAAGAAGAAAGCUCACCGUCUAAAAUUCCCAACGUCGACCAAUAUUUGCAGAAUCAAUUAAUAAGACAUGGGUCAGAAAAUACAAAUAUAUCUCGACGACACUUUGUGAGAAGAUCAUGGCAGGAUGAAAACUUCGAAGAUCGUCAACAAAAUAACGAUCGAGUAUUUGUGAUAAGAGUUCCCGAGCCGGAAGUGAUAAACACUCAUCCUCAUCUAGAAAUUCUUCAUGAAACGAACAUAAAAUCGAUCCAAAGAGAACCAUCGCAAACUGAGAAAGUUUUAUUCUCAGAUUACAAAAAAUCAGCUUGCGACCGUGAACGGACAAGAAUGCGUGACAUGAAUCGUGCUUUCGAACUUCUACGAUCGAAGCUUCCGAUUUGUAAACCACCCGGCAAAAAGCUUUCAAAGAUCGAAUCACUUAGGCAUGCGAUUACGUACAUACGACAUCUCCAAAGUCUUUUAGAACCACAAUACAGUUACCCUCCGAGCGUAUCUGAGAGGAGCUACUAUGCUAAUAGUACACCAAUUACUACAAAUACUUCUUUGGAUAUGCAACAUACACCUCGAUGGGAAUCGUUAGCUUAUUGUCGUUACGAUUAUCACGCACCGUUCGUUAAUCCCUCGUUGUCAACGUUAUCUUCAUCUAUUCACUCUCGAGUACAACCGGAACAAAAUGAUCGACAAUUUUUUUACGAAGCGCGACAUUAAUACACUCGCAAUGAAAUUGCCAUAAAUCUUCUUAGGAUCUUUCAAGCAGAAAUGAUGUACGAUUUCAAUCUCUACAACAAGAAAUGGAUAUUUAAUUAAAAGUAAUUAGUAAACCAUAAUUACCGUAUUGAAUACUUUAUGUGCCCGGUAUGAAGUUUCUAGUACGGUCUUUAUAGGAGAGGGAAUGAAAUACGCUUAUUUAAUGCAUCUCUACAGAAGACCUUUGCAUAAAUUAUUGUAUUAGUCCUAGAGUGCAAGCUCUCAGGACCAUCUGGUUAGUGAGGACGCGGCACCUCGGCUCUAGUUUGCAACAUGAGCCAUAUGCUAUACUCUGCUGCUUCUGUGAGUUCAAGAAAGUCGAAAACGGAGAAAAAGAGGUCCAAUUUAUACUUGAAAUGAAAUUUUUCUACUAUUCACUGAAAUCCAUGCAUGACUUAUGAUGGGUGAAAUUAACUCUGAGGGGUUAUCAUAUAUUAGCUCGUAAGAGCCGCUGAAUUAAGUAGCCCGGUUUCUCAUUUGCAUUGAGUAAACGACGAUAAUUAAUAUUUAAUUAAACAUUUAAAUAUUUUGGAUUUCUAUAUUCAGGAGGAUUUUUGAAGAAUAUUUAGGGAAGAUCUUUAUGAAGUGAAAGUAAUCGUACCACCGCGCAUCGCUGGUAAAUUAAUCUUUUUCGAAUAAAUAAUUUUUGGUAAUUUUACGGAAUUGAAUAAAAAAAACAAGUUUCACAUAUUCCGGAUUAUUGAACUUGCUUUUACGUUUAGAGGAUAAUACAAUAUUUUAUAAAAUUUAA